Molecule: messenger RNA, 2061 nt
Organism: Pyricularia oryzae 70-15
Lineage: Eukaryota; Fungi; Ascomycota; Sordariomycetes; Magnaporthales; Pyriculariaceae
Product: cholinesterase
Exons: 4
Coding region: 1-2061 (686 amino acids)
Source: RefSeq, a predicted model, not a curated record
AUGGUGGCCCAGUGGCUAACCCCAACGCUGGCGUUUGCCGAUUUGCUGGUGCAGCCAUUGCAAUCGGCCGUCAGCAUCGUCGCCCACAAUGAUCUGAAUGGGUUCAACGACUCGGCUGCGCAAAGCAGCGUAAUCAUUGUGCACACUAAGCACUCGAUCAAAUCGGCACAGUCGGCCUGCGCGGAACUCAAUGCGACAUUGUGGCCGGGUGCAAAGAGGGAAAUAUCUGUUUCACAAUCCUCGAUUCGAGCCCUUCUCAGACAGCAGGAGGAGCCUGAAGCUUCUGGCUACUGGAUUCGCGCAGAUGGCGAUCGGACUCUGGCAUUGAAUCCCCAAGGAAACGUGGUGUCCGCAGACGGAAGCUCACUGCUGCCAGUGCUCUGUACACGUAGCGUGCCGAUCCCAACGGCGAAAAACCAAGACACGCUGAGAACAUGGCUGGUAGACGCCAUCACCUUCAACUUUCUAGGAGUGCGAUAUGCACCACAACCCGAACGCCUAGCCUACUCGACCAGAUAUAUCGGCUCGGGUGGACUCCGUCCGGCCCUGACCCUCGGCAGCAAAUGCACCCAAGACGGCGAAGGAUCCGAGGAUUGCCUCUUCCUCAACAUCUGGACGUCUUUCCUACCCGGCUCCCGAUCAAACACCACCAUGGAUCUCAAGGCCGUCAUGUUUUACAUCCACGGCAGCGCACUGACGGGCUCCGGCGGCGACCCGACCUUUGACGGCACCAACCUCGCCUCCAGGGGCGACGUGGUCGUCGUCACCGUCAACUACCGCCUCGGGGCCCUGGGCUUCCUUGCCCUGGCCGACACCGAUGCCCGCGGCAACUAUGCCCUGGGUGACCUCAUCACCGCCCUCGACUGGGUCCGCGACAACAUUGCCUCGUUCGGCGGCGACCCGAACCGCAUCACCGUGCUGGGCCAGUCGGCAGGCGCCGCCCUCGUCCGCGCCAUGAUGGCCUCGCCCCGCGCGGCCGGCAAGUUCGCCGGCGCCGUGCUGCUCAGCUACCUGGGUGGGUACGGCGCGGGCGGGGUGUUCCAAAAGUACUACACGGUGGAGGAGCAGAUGGCCCUCGUGAGCGACCAGGUCCUCAACGCCACAAACUGCUCCACCGCUCCCUCGCAGCUCGCCUGCCUGCGCGCGCUGCCGGCCAACGACGUCUGGAAGGCCAACCCCAACGCGCGCCUGUUGACUAUCGACGGCGAGUACCUGGCCGACGACGAGCGGGCGCUCUUCGCACCGGGCAAGCCCCGCUACAGCCGCGGCGUGCACGUCAUGCUGGGCGUCGCCGCCGAGGACGGCCUCGAGCUGAUCGCCCCCUACCCGCCGCUACCGCGCAACCUCACAGCGCGGGACCGCGACCUCAUCACCGCGCGCGGCCUGCCCGCGCCGCCCGAGGCGCUCUUCCCGCUCGGCGCGGCCAGCAGCAACGUCACGCUCGAGGUGUACCGCAUGUGGGCGCGGCUGGCGACGGACGCCUUCUUCCGGUGCCCGGCGCAGGCCAACGCCCACGCGGCGGUCGAGACGGGCGCCGUCGGCAAGGGCGGCAGGGUCUGGUACUACCAGUUCGACCGCACGUACCAGGUUCCCCCGUGGCCGCGGCUGGACCUGUGCGAGGCGCCCGGCGGGGACGUGGACUCCCCCGAGGGCAACUUCAGGUGCCACACGGGCGAGAUGCUGUACGUCUUUGGCAACGUGGCCCGCGCGGGGCUGCCGUACCGCGACGAGGGGGAUUUGGUCUUUGAGAGGUACGUCCUGGACAGCUUUGCUUCGUUUGCGCGCACGUACGACCCGAACCCGGACGUGGCGUUUUUGGAGGCCAGGGGCUAUGCGAGCACGCUGGAGGUGGUGAAUGUCAGCGGGCGGUGGGAGCCCACGGUGAAGGGGAACAUGCGGAUGAGGGCUCUCGACUUGCCGGGCAGGGGAGACGCGAUGAAGGGGUUCCAGGAUCUGGAGCAGUCAGCAGCCGGGCCAGAAGACCCGUACAUAACGCCCUCUUUGGCAUACCGUUCCUGCCCUCCCCCUCUGUCCAAGGUUCUUUUAAAGCUCGUCGUCUGA